UGAUAGAAAGACUUAAAACACUGCAAAACCUCGAUUACGUUACUGGGGAAAAUAAAACAUAUCUCCCAACGGCCAGAGGUGGAUAAUAAGCCUUUGGUCACUUUGAUGCCUACAAAUGCGCUUCAUUCGUUUAAUUAAACUUAUUCUGAACAAUUUAGUCAAAGACUGCGCUGAUAUCUAUCAUAAAGGAAUACAACAAAGUGGAAUAUAUAAAAUUAAUCCUGACGGAAAGGGAAGUUUCAAAGUGUUUUGUGAUAUGACAACAUCAGGUGGAGGAUGGACUGUAUUUCAACGUCGUCUUGAUGGAAGUGUUGACUUCUACCGAGGAUGGCAAGAUUACAAAGAAGGUUUUGGUAACUUGAGCGGAGAAUAUUGGCUUGGUCUUGACAAAAUACACAGGAUAACAAAUAUUUCACAAAAUGAACUUCGCAUCGACAUGGAAGAUACAUCUGGAAACACUGCAUACGCUCAUUAUGAUUCGUUUAAAGUCAGCAGCGAAAAUACAAAGUACAAGUUGAAUGUUGGAGGUUAUCAUGGUACAGCGGGAGACUCGUUAUCAUAUCAUAACAAUAUGGAUUUCAGCACCAAGGAUUCUGACAAUGAUAUUGCGAAAAUCAACGUUAACUGUGCGGUGACAUUCAAAGGAGCCUGGUGGUAUCGUGGCUGUCAUUAUUCCAAUUUGAAUGGUUUGUAUCAUUAUGGCAAUCACACAUCGUACGCUGAUGGAAUCAAUUGGCUCCAUUGGAAAGAUCAUUAUUAUUCUCUGAAAUCAACGUCGAUGAAGAUACGACCACGUGAAUUUGGAAAGAAUAAAUAAAGUUGUUGAACGAUAAAGAAGGUUUACGUUUACUUUAUAAAAAGUGCAAUGCACUAACACGGCAC
Messenger RNA from Dendronephthya gigantea, 882 nucleotides. Its product is annotated as ryncolin-4-like. The record is from RefSeq and is a predicted model, not a curated record. The transcript has 2 exons. The coding region runs from base 116 to 817 and encodes 233 amino acids. Lineage: Eukaryota; Metazoa; Cnidaria; Anthozoa; Malacalcyonacea; Nephtheidae.